CCUGUUUACUACUCACACCAAACUAUCCCUGAUGUGUUUCUCAACUCUUUGUUGUAGUGUCUUGUCUUGUGCAAGUGUUUUACUGACAUUAAGGAUGAUUUCGAGAUGAGGAACUUUCAGAAUGUCUGAUAGGAUAGAUCCUAAUAGGCUGUGUAACUAUCCAUCUAGCAAUCAACAGAUGUCAAUGACACCAACUGUCCAUCAGUCACCUACACUCGAAGGUCUUCCUAAGCAAUUUGUCGCAGCUUUGAGGACACUAUUUGAUAUCUUGGACGAAAAAGGAAUUGGUUUUGUCAAACUUACAGAUAUUGAGAAUAGAUGGCAGGAUGACGGAACCAAAGGACUCCCAAAAGGCGUUAUUGAGAGCUUAAGAAAAGUGACACCACCGAACGGUUUAUUGUCUUUCGAGAGAUUUUGUGCCGGAUUAAAAAUAUGUCUUUUGAGGAAUCAGAUGGAAAAGAAAAAGAGAAGCUGCAAUUCCGUCGAAGGUGGGGAACCUGGAGGAAGGCCACCUUCCGCCCCCCUGCUUGACGUUGACCCUCCGAAGCAGCCGUGGGCGAUGUGUCACGGCAGCAGUAUGCCGCAACAGAGGACUAUCAGCAUGCCGCAACUCCCCGCCGACCCUUCUCUUGGCAUUCCGAUCAAACCUCCUCUGUAUGGUCCGCCCAAACCACCCAGAGCUGCUGUCGGUCUUGAAAGGACUGUUGAUAAGUCUGAGAUCCGCUCAGCAUUACAGAGCUGGCAGCUGGGUGUCAUGAUGGACGAAGAGAAGAGAGCGGCCGGUGGGGCCUUCCUCGGAGGAAGAGUGGAACGACCGCGGAGUGUUGGCGAUGGCAAGCCCGCCCCUCCCAACGACCAGCAGCACAAGAAGUCGACUGUUCGGAGAAGGGAACCUAGGAGGCAUACCUUGCAGAACGGCAUAGAUUAUAACAUGCUGAAAAGGAUGAAGCAGAUAGAACUAGAGAAGGAUGUCCUCAUGCAAGGCCUUGAAGCUGUCGACAGAGCUAGAGAUUGGUACAUGAAGCAGAUAACUGCCGUACAAGAUAAGAUGAACAACUUAGGCAGGACCGGUCACUCGGACCAGUGGAGCGAGGCCCAAGAUGAAAGGGUCGAGUUACAGAGAGCGCGAGUCUUGGAAGUGAACCGCCAUCUCGCGACCCUUACGGACCCCGGUCUGCCGCUGCACAUGAACCUCGCUGUUAGCCCACAUUCUUCUAGUCUUAUCGCUAGGUUGCGGCAACAGAACCACCUGCUUACUCAGGAGGUGAAUAAGAAGAGUGAUCGCAUCACAGCUCUUGAACGUGAAAAAGCAUCUUUGAUCAGGGAACUGUUCCACAGUCGAGCCCAGACGACCAGACCACCUCGUGAGCAGCCGCAAGAAGCUGGCCCUUUCAUGUAGUAGUUUAAUUAUAUAAUUAGCAUUAUUAGCAUUAAUGAUAUAAUUAUAUCGAUGGCUAAAUAAGUAAUACUUUGUAUCUGCACCUAGAUUACUUACUUUGUAGUAGGGCCUAUUAACUUUUCUAUCUUUCUUUUCUGGUUACGCCCUAUCUUGCCAUUGUUAGCAUAUGGAUGGUGGGGUUAUUAUAGAUGUACAACGAAGCCUAUUCUAACUAGACUGUGAAGGUCGAGAUUCAUUUUUUGGGUCUGCAAUGAAAUAAAUUUUUCAGCCCACACUGGUGAAAUUAUAACCAGCAUUGCUAGAUAAUGUUAAAGUUUAGGCUUUAAUCUUUACAUGAGUUUUUUCCUAGGUCAGGAAGGAGGACAGGGGAUUAAUGCUUGAGUUAAAAGCUCCCAUAACUGGGACACGAAAUAGUUAUCUUCAGUUUAUCAGGUUGCUGGGCAACAUACUGCCCUCUAGGAAUUAUAAAUUGUGUUUUAAAAUGCAAUUCAAAAUUAUUCAAGUUCUUACUUAUUUUUCAUGUCUUUAAAGUCAUAUUUAACUUAAGCAUUUACCCUAAAUGAGAGAUGAGCCAUUGGUCUGAACUCUUAUGGACUGAACAGGGAACUCAGUCAGUGCUGUGUAGUAGUGCCGGUGUAUUGGUUUUUAGCUGGUUUUUGUAAGUUAUAUUUAUUGCACUUCUCAAAAAAGUAGAAAACAAUAGUGGUAAUGGAAAUUGUAUUAAGAGAGGUGCUAUGCUUUACUGUUAAAAAAAAUUGGACAUGAAACAGACAACUUCAAAGAUUUCAUAUUAAAGUCACCUGAGAACAUAGGCGCAGACUUUGGGUGGGGAAAAGGAAGUGUUCUCCCUCACUCAAUAAAAAUGUUGAGGGGGCGAGAGUAUCAUUUUGUCUCAUCCCCUCCUAUAAUUUGAGGUAAAAAAAAAAAUUAAAAUCAAUAAUAAAUAAGCUACAUGAAUGAAUAAAAGUGUUAAUUAAAGUCAAUUAAAAAAGGUCGAAUAGCUGGCUAGGCUAGUGCGGACCUAGUAGAAGGUAUA
Nezara viridula (southern green stink bug) is the source of this 2435-nucleotide messenger RNA. The record is from the annotation of a GenBank genome assembly. Lineage: Eukaryota; Metazoa; Arthropoda; Insecta; Hemiptera; Pentatomidae.